Molecule: messenger RNA, 1926 nt
Organism: Letharia columbiana
Lineage: Eukaryota; Fungi; Ascomycota; Lecanoromycetes; Lecanorales; Parmeliaceae
Exons: 3
Coding region: 1-1926 (641 amino acids)
Source: RefSeq, a predicted model, not a curated record
AUGGGUGCAACCCUUUCUUACCUCGGCUACGCAUCACAUCAGCAGCCUCACCCAGGUUUUUAUGAGCGUGUUUCCCGGCAGCUGCACCAAGGCUUCGAACCAACUCUCAUCUUCGGCAAUAAAGAUGCAGUUUCACCCUCCAUCAUCGACCUCUGUACUCGUCUUACCGCUUUGGAGAAAGAUCUUCAGAUUUCGCGAACGGCAAACACCAACAAAGAGGCUGUCAUUCAGUACCUUCUGCAGUCCAGCGUGAGCAACGCGCGUGUCAAGGAACGCACUGUAAAGCUCAAGGAGCAGCUUCUAGUUCUGAAGACGACCAUCGACCAUACUCACAAGGAGAAGAAAGAAAUCAAGGACAAGCUGAGGAAAGCUGAAGACACUAUCUUUGCCCUAUCCAGGCCCAAUGUUCCCAAUUCAAUGUCUCAAUCUAUCUCAACAAGCUUCAGCAGUCACAGCGAUUCCCCACCGAAAAGCGAGAUAGUGACCGAGGAUUUGAUUGAUCUGCUAGACUGCAGCCAAGAGUUCAGCAAUAAGUUCUACGAAGACGAGUCAGAUACUGAGGGAGUUUCCAACAGUACUACGCCAUUUCAGUCUCUGCAACAGUCUUCUGAUUCAGAUUUCGAAGGGUCCUCGUACAUUGUCCAUUUCGCGGACAGCGAUGAAGAUACGAAAUCACAGGACGCUGUUAAGGUGUCUACAAAGAAGGUCAGGGUGCCUCGCGGCUUAUCAGAGUCUAUCACGCCUUCAGAGCAGCAGAACGACAUUCUUGUACUUUCCGAAAAGGCCGAUGAAUCUUCUUCGGAGGAUGCAUCCUCUCUGAAUGGUCCUAAUUCCACAGCAACCUCCUUUACUUCUACGAGCAGUGGAAAUUGGCCGCUCAAGGCCAAGCUCCUCAAUGAGGAGUUUUUGCAGCUGAAGGCCUUGCAUUCUGAAGGCGGCAAUUUGGAUAAAUCUAUGGCUAUAGUCAGCACAUUAGCAGACAAACUAUGCAGUUUCGGCACGCUCAAUCAAGACGAGCCAUUUCGGCCAACGGCCCAAGCCCCUACGGAAUCUCGAGAUCUGCAGACCUCAGUCAAGGGUGAUACCACCGAGCCACGUUGGAGCCCAGAGAGAAUCUUUGAGUCUGUUCAAGAUCGCAAGACUGCCGUCUUAAUCAACGGACGUAGUGCUCAGACUGGAGCAAGAGAUGUACCCUAUCCAGACUUCUUCAAAUAUGGUAUCCGCUAUGUUCCCAAAACCUACGAGCAGGAUGUCUAUCGUACCGUUGCAAUCUCGGGACUCCCGCCAUCUGUCACAAUGAUGGCUCUUCUAGAGAAAGUCCGAGGAGGCAUGCUCGUCGAUGCAAAGCUUCUGGACACAGCCAAGAUUACCGGUAGUAACACGGCAUUAGUGACUUUCUUACACGAGCGUUCAGCCAUGGCAUACGAGGAUCGUGCGAAAGAGCAUCCCAUAGCCUUCAACAACGUUGUGGCCCAGGUUGCGGUAAUCCCAACUCCGACGUGGCCCAUCCCGGUUAACCUUCGAACAGGCAUCGAAGAAUUUGGACGCACGCGCUGCUUCGAGGUACAUAACAUUCCUCGCAAUCUCUUUCUGCCGACUUUGAGACAAGAACUCACAGCCUCCCCUGUCAUGAAGUCAGACAGCCUGGAGUGCAUGAGGCUGGGAGCGGACGGGGUUCUGGGACUGCGCUUUUCAUCCAUCAGAGCCGCCGGACACAGCUCUGCUUUGUUCAGCAAAACCCUGCGCUACCGGGGAUGUACCGUCCAAUGCAUCCCCGAUCCGUGCGCUCAGCCUUUGGAGACUCUUCUUCAACCACGUACAGACAUGUCCGAAGUUGUCAAGGAAGUCACCCCAGAGCCUUCCUACAAUUCGGAGGCCAAAGCCGCUGCCGAUGAGCAAUCUGGUAGGCUCACCAAGGUCGACUAG